AUGGAAGAAAUCACCACCUCGAACUCGUCUGCGUCCUCAAUCGUAAACUAUGAUGGAGUACAGGGCAAUAUCACUAGCUACGGAGAUAUCAAGGGCGACACCGGCUUUGAAGGUGACUACGAUGAAAAUGACCCUGAAAGUAGAAGAUUGCACUUGGUCAAGACAAUCAGUUCAUUGGCCCAAUCAGAAGGCAAGGACAAGUUGGACAACAUGUCAAGGGAGAUUUCCAGGCACAUCUCGAACAAAGAGGGCGGACUCCAGUUGAAGUUGGAGGAGUUCAACUUGAUCAGAAUCUUGUCAAACUUUGUCUACUUUGCAAAGAAGCAAGGGAUUGCAUUGAGAAGCAGCGGAAUCACGUUUCAAGAUCUUUCUGUUUACGGUACCGACGAGACGUUUGCGGUGGUGCCCACGGUGCUUGAUUUGUUGAAAGGACCCAUUGGAGGGUUGCAACAGAUCAUAUCCAGAUUGAGGACCCCACCCAAAAAGAUUUUGCAUAACCUCAACGGAAUGGCACGGCCUGGCGAAGUGGUGUUGGUGUUGGGCAGACCAGGGGCCGGGUGCACCACUUUUUUGAAAAGCGUGAGCGGGACCGACUUUGACCUCUACCGAGGCGUGGAAGGGGACGUCAGGUACGACGGAUUGAGCCAAAAGGAGAUGCUCAAGCACUUUCGGAACGACUUGAUCUACAACCCGGAGUUGGACGUGCACUUUCCGCACCUCACGGUGGACCAGACGUUGUCAUUUGCCAUUGGAUGCAAGACGCCGGACGUGAGGGUCGAUGGAGUGAGCCGGGAGCAGUUUGUCAAGGCCAAGAAGGAAAUCUUGGCCACGGUGUUUGGGUUGAGACACACCUACCACACCAAAGUCGGGAACGACUUUGUAAGAGGUGUAUCUGGAGGCGAGAGAAAGAGGGUUUCCAUCGCCGAGGCUUUGGCGUGCAACGGGACAAUAUACUGCUGGGACAAUGCCACCAGGGGCCUCGAUGCCUCGACUGCGUUGGAGUUUGCGCAGGCUAUCCGAACCUCAACCAAGAUUCUCAAGACCACGUCGUUUGUGUCGAUCUACCAGGCAGGAGAAAACAUCUACGAAUGUUUUGACAAGGUCACGGUGUUGUACCACGGAAGACAGAUAUACUUUGGCCCCGCAAACAAGGCCAAGAAGUACUUUGAGGACAUGGGGUGGGAGUGUCCGCCAAGACAGACCACUGCGGAGUUUCUUACGGCAUUGACAGACCCGUUGGGCAGGAGAGCAAAGUCGGGCUGGGAGAAGAAAGUUCCUCAAACCGCCGACGAGUUUGAAAGUCGUUGGUUGCACUCGCAAGAGUUUAAACUGCUUCUUCAAGAUAUCCUGGACUUUAACAAUUCCUUUGACGUCGAUGAAGUCAGAAAGGAAUACUACCACUCGGUGCAGCAAGAGAAAAUGAAGGGCGCUAGAAAAGGAUCCGCAUUUACCAUCUCAUUCUUACAGCAGUUGAAGCUAUGUGGAAUAAGAAGUGUCCAACGAAUCAUGGGAGAUAAAGCUUACACGAUAACACUCAUGGGCGCUGGUAUCUGUCAAGCAUUCGUUGCUGGCUCUUUAUACUACAAUACUCCAGAUGAUGUCUCAGGGGCCUUUUCACGAGGAGGUGUCGUGUUCUUUGCCGUUUUGUUCAUGUCUUUGAUGGGAUUAGCCGAGAUCUCGGCCUCCUUCGCCAGCCGACCAAUCUUGAUGAAGCAGAAAAACUACUACAUGUACCAUCCAUCAGCCGAUUCGCUUUCCAACUUUGUCACAUCGAUACCCAUCAGUGUCCUUGUCAAUGUUUGCUUCGUUGUUAUUUUAUACUUUUUGUCAAACUUGGCCAGGGAAGCGGGCAAGUUCUUCAUCUGCUUUCUUUUUGUCGUUUUGCUACAUUUGACGAUGGGUUCAAUGUUCCAGGCAGUGGCAGCCAUCAACAAGUCGGUGGCGGGCGCUAACGCUUUGGGCGGAGUGCUUAUGUUGGCAUCUUUGAUGUAUUCUUCGUACAUGAUCCAGCGGCCCUCCAUGCACCCUUGGUUCAAGUGGAUCUCCUACAUCAACCCGGUGUUGUACGCGUUUGAAGCGAUUGUCACGUCGGAGUUUCACGGACGUCACAUGGAAUGUGUGGGACAGUACCUUACCCCAUCGGGACCCGGGUACGAGAACUUAGCAUCAGGUGAGCAAGUUUGUACCUUUUUCGGAUCCGUUCCGGGCAGAACUUGGAUCUUGGGAGACGAUUACAUGAAGGUGGCAUACACCUACAGCUUUGCUCAUGUCUGGAGAAACUUUGGUAUAUUGAUUGGAUUUUUGGCGUUCUUUUUGGCAAUAACAUCAUUGGGAACCGAAUACAUCAAGCCGAUUACAGGAGGCGGUGACAAACUUUUGUAUUUGAGAGGAAAAGUGCCCCAUACAAUUGUGCUGGCUGCCGAAAAGGGAAAGGGCGACCUCGAGGAAGGGCCCGCCAUGGAGGAUUUGGAUGACCGGGUUGACAAGAUGAACCCCGACGGCGCCGACUUGGAGGUCAAGGAUAUAUUCAUUUGGAAAGAUGUCAACUACGUCAUUCCUUACGAUGGCAAACAGAGGACACUUUUGGAUAGCGUUAGCGGAUACUGCAUACCGGGGACUUUGACUGCUUUGAUGGGAGAGUCGGGUGCCGGUAAGACGACCUUGUUGAACACCUUGGCGCAAAGAAUCGACUUUGGCACAAUCACAGGUGACAUGUUGGUGAAUGGUAAGCCGUUGGACUCAUCAUUCAGCAGAAGAACUGGGUAUGUCCAGCAGCAAGAUCUUCACGUUGCCCAAAUCACUGUACGCGAAUCAUUGCAGUUUGCAGCAAGGUUGAGACGGUCAAACACGGUGAGCGACGCGGAGAAGUUGGAGUAUGUUGAGAAAAUAAUUGAGGUAUUGGACAUGACCAACUAUGCCGAUGCAAUUGUUGGACGAUCAGGCAACGGUUUGAAUGUCGAGCAAAGGAAGAAAUUGUCCAUCGGGGUUGAGCUAGUGGCCAAGCCUUCGUUAUUGUUGUUUCUUGAUGAGCCAACCUCUGGGUUGGACUCGCAAUCUUCAUGGGCUAUCAUCAAGCUACUUCGCGAUUUGGCCAGUGCCGGCCAAUCGAUAUUGUGCACCAUCCACCAGCCUUCGGCCACGUUGUUUGAAGAGUUUGACCGGCUCUUGCUCUUGAGAAAAGGAGGACAGACUGUGUACUUUGGAGACAUUGGUGAGCGCUCAAAGGUCAUUUUGGACUACUUUGAGCGAAACGGAGCAAGACGUUGUGCUGAUACCGAGAACCCAGCCGAAUACAUCCUCGAGGCGAUUGGUGCUGGUGCGACUGCUUCUACAAACAGCAACUGGUUUGACAUUUGGUCAAACUCUCCAGAAAAAGCAGCCACCGACAAAAGGAGAGAUGAGUUGAUCGAGGAGUUGAGAAAUAAGCCAACGCAAUUAAGUCAGCAGGAGGAGGCGGAAUUGAGUCAAAAGUACGCUACUCCAUAUUGGCACCAGUUCAGAUGGGUAUGCAAUAGAGGCGCGUUGGAGUUUUUCCGGGACCCAGAUUACGUCAUGGCCAAGUUGUUCUUGAUGACCAUCUCGGGUUUGUUUAUCGGGUUCACUUUCUACGGGUUGAAGCACACCAGAACCGGAAUGCAGAACGGUAUGUUCUGCGCAUUUUUGACGGUGGUGGUGUCUGCACCCGUCAUUAAUCAAAUCCAAGAAAAGGCAAUUGCCGGUAGAGACUUGUUUGAAGUGCGAGAGAAGUUGUCCAACACGUACCACUGGUCCUUGAUGAUCAUCUCCCAGAUAUUGAACGAGAUGCCCUACUUGCUCAUUGGUGGAGGAUUCAUGUUUGCGUCGCUUUACUUCCCCACAAAAGUCGACAUCACCGCGCUGCACUCAGGUAUGUUUUACUUUACGCAGGGUAUCUUUUUGCAAGGCUUUGCCGUGUCGUUUGGUUUGAUGGUCUUGUACAUUGCGCCUGAUUUGGAAAGUGCCGCGGUGCUUGUUUCCUUCUUGUACACUUUCAUUGUUGCCUUUUGCGGUGUUGUCCAACCAACAUCCUUGAUGCCCGGGUUCUGGACUUUUAUGUACAAAGUCUCACCGUACACAUACUUUAUUCAGAACUUGGUGUCGUCGUUUUUGUAUGGCCGGCUGGUCACCUGCAACAACAAGGAAUUGUCGUUCUUCAAUCCGCCUUCAGGGCAAACUUGUCAGCAAUACGCUAGUGAUUUUUUGCAACGUACCACUGGCUAUUUGUCCAACCCUAGUGCUACUUCAGACUGUGGCUACUGUCAAUACAAUAACGCCGACGAAUACUUGGCAACCCUUGGGGCCAAGUUUUCGUUGAGAUGGAGAAACGUGGGGUUCUUUUUCGCUUACAUCUUCUUCAACAUCAUCUUUUGCUUGGUGCUUUACUACUUGUUCAGGUUCAGCAAGCUCACGAAUAAAAUUAAGGGUUCAAUAUCAAAGAUUAGCUUCAAAAAGGCGAAGAAGUGA
Lodderomyces beijingensis is the source of this 4482-nucleotide messenger RNA. Lineage: Eukaryota; Fungi; Ascomycota; Pichiomycetes; Serinales; Debaryomycetaceae. The record is from the annotation of a GenBank genome assembly.